GGUGCCACGGUGGUGUGUGACCGGCCCACGGUGCGCGCGACUCGCGCUCCGUUUGGAGAGCCGCCUGUUUUUGCCACUGGAGGCCGGCCUCGCGCGCGGGGUGGCUCCGAGUAUCCGUCCCUGACCCGUUCGACCCCGCAGCACAGAAAGAACCGCUGAGAUCCAACUAGCUCAGAGACUUGUAACGAGAUGAAAUAAAUAUUAGGAUGCGGAAGUGCCCCAGAUAACGUGUAGAGCUGACAAGUUAGGAAUUCAUUCCUAAAUGUGCAUCUCUUGGCUUUAUGCGAAGCAAUUAUGUCCGCAUUUGCCGCUUUGGAACCAUCACCUUCAACCUCAGGGAGGUGAUUCCCUGGAAAAGCUUAGGACUGCUAAAACCGUGACACCGACCUUUCCUAGCUACCGAACACAUUGUUGUCUGCUCUUUGCGGCUCAGCUCACUCCAUGACUAUCAGUCAUAAGGCGACCUCUUUGCAACGUUAUUUAUUUGUUCGGUACAGAGUCUGGAGUCGGAAAUGGAUUAUCGAGUCGAAAAGAGAUUAUUUCAAACUAUUGACCCUGAGCUCACACCUGUGUCGACUUGCUAGUACUUUCCAUACGAACCUGGUAGGUACAGGUGAGAGUCCUGAACACUCAUCGUGUAGCAAUCUAAAUUUGCACCGGUAAAGCUAGUAAGCUUCUCAUUCGCCGAGUCGCUACAGACCAGCGGAGGCCCGAAACCGCCCUGCCGGGCUAAUACCGCCUUGAAGGAGGCGUAUCAGUCCACCAACGCCUGAAAGACGGUGGCGUUCAGUGUACUUACAGUAGUGCACCCCCUUUAGCCGUCCCGUGGGAACUGGCGGCUUGGUAAAUACCGGCGCCGCCACACUGCCUCAGGGCCGUGCGGUCGAUAUUGCCGACCUUGUUUGUUGCGGGUAAUUUGUUCUGUCUGGAAAUGGCGGUGUGAACUCGCCACAUAGCGAGGACUGGUAAUUUCUGUGUUUACCAGGAAAUGGCAUUGACGGAGCUGAGCCCACUAAUUAAGGCUUUUCAGUGAGUCGAUCAGGGUCGAGUUCAAUUUGAUGGUGCGCUGAAGCGCUCUUCAUCUCACAACGGCGGAGCGUUGAAUCGCGGAUGACCGCGCUGUUCUGGGUCCGGGCCUGAGAUGUCCGUUUGCGCUGGCGGCGGACGGGUCGGUUGAGACGGGAUCCCAUGGUAACCGGAGUUCAGUCUGAGCUCAGCGAGCUUCCACGAUUGAUCUCACUCUGAAGACGGUCCUCGACUGCCCCACUCUGCCAGACUGGGCGCCGUUUUACGGGCGCGUCGGCUCGUUGGUAGAAGAACGGUGUGCGCUGAACUCUGGCCGUCUGUUGGACAAGAAGCAGCUCUCCGAGGAGCGGGCCUGCUCGAAGGAGGAGAGGAGGUCGCGGUGGUGUAUAUGACGGAAGUGGUGUCUCAGUGAGCAGCGCACCGCAGUGGGUCGGGAAGGACACCCCGAAGGCCGUGAGUCGUGGCCGGGCGCCGUACCGACGCUGACGUCACGGCUCCGGCGAGCCGGCCGGCCGGCGCCGGCGGUCCGCCAGUCGGCUGGCGGUCGCGCGCGCGGAGGGUACAGGUCAGACGCCGCUGUUCCCACUCCGACACACGCGUGACCGGCCGACUGCCAGGAGUGAGACGGACUUGGAGCGGGCGCGGCGCGGUUCCAGUCGGGGUGGGGGUGAACCUUUCCGUCAGCGAUGCCGCCGGUGAUCAGUGAGGGCAAGCCGGCGAUGGCCCGCGGUCGGAGCCCGCAACAGGUGAUGCAGAACCACCCGUUCCUGCGACUGAUGAAUCUACCCGACAUCCUGCCUGGCGAGCGGACUAAGAGCAUCCACGUGCCGCACGUGGUAGUGACGGUGGGUCUGCCGGCACGUGGCAAAACGUACAUGGCGCGCAAGCUGGCCCGCUAUCUCAACUGGACCGGCAUCAAGACCAAAGUGUUCAACGUGGGCGAGUACCGUCGUCAGGCGACCACGCGCUACAAGAACCACGACUUUUUCCGUCCAGACAAUGAGGAGGCGAUGGCGAUCCGGAUCAAGUGCGCGCUGGACGCGCUGGAGGACGUCCGACACUGGCUCGAUGACGGCGGCAUGGUGGCGGUGUUUGACGCCACCAACACGACCAAAGAGCGUCGGCGCAUGAUCUUCGACAUCUGCACCCAGAAGCUCGGGUACAAGUGCUUCUUCGUCGAAUCCAUCUGUGAUAAACCCAACAUCGUCGAGUCGAACAUUCUGGAGGUGAAGCUGACCAGUCCCGACUACACGGACUGCGACAAGGAGACGGCCCUGCAGGAUUUCCUGCAGCGCAUCAACCACUACAAGGCCUGCUACCAGACCAUCGACGAGGUCGAGGAGGCCAUGCUCAGCUUCAUCAAGAUCUUCAACGCCGGCGAGAAGGUGAUGGUGCACAAACACGAGGGGCACCUGCAGGCCCGCAUCGUCUACUACCUGAUGAACAUCCACAUCACACCGAGGACUAUCUACCUCACACGGCACGGCGAGUCCGAGUUCAACCAGGUGGGGAAGAUCGGCGGCAACUCGCGCCUCUCGGAGCGUGGCGAGCGGUACUCGCGUGCCCUGGCUGACUACAUCCAUGAACAGAAGAUCGACGACCUGCGCGUGUGGACCAGCUGGAUGUUGCGCACCAUUCAGACGGCGCAGCACAUCUGCGCGCCCCAAGAGCGCUGGAAGACGCUGGACGAAAUCAACGCCGGCACCUGCGAGGAGAUGACUUACGAGGAGAUCCAGCACAAGUUCCCCGUAGACUUCGCCGCCCGAGACCAGGACAAGCUGAGGUACCGGUACCCGCGCGGUGAGAGUUACGAGGACCUGGUGGCCCGUCUGGAGCCCGUCAUCAUGGAACUGGAGCGCCAGGAGAAUGUCCUGGUGAUCGGCCACCAGGCCGUGCUGCGCUGUCUGCUCGCCUACUUCCUCGACAAACCAGCCGAGGAGCUGCCCUACCUGCACGUGCCGCUGCACACCAUCAUCAAGCUGAAGCCGACGGCGUACGGCUGCGAGGUGGACUACGUCAAGGUGCCGAUCGACGCCGUGGACACGCACCGGAGCCGCCCCAAGGUCCCGGGCAGCCUGUCUGCGCACCACCAGGGCGCUGCCAACGGCGCCAGCUGCUGUCACAACGGCCUCACCAACGGCACCACCAAGGGCAGCACCAGCACCAGUGGCAGCUACGCCGGUGCCGAGGCCACUUGUGAUCUCAUGUCCGAGGAAAAUAUGGUGGUGUAGCACUCGAGGUCGGACGGCCCGGCACGCGAUAGGACUUCAAUGCGACGCGCGAUUCUCCGCUCUCUGUGAAUGCCUGUGAUGCGAUUGUGACACUCAUGUCGACAUCUUGGUGCGGAGGUACCGCCUCAUGCGAUGUCUGAUGGAACUGUGCUCGGAAGGUUACUCGCCUGGCGCCUGGUACCGGCAGUGAGUCCAGUGUCGCCCCCACCCCUUGUGGAUCUCCCGGUGAUAGAUUUUAACCCUUGUAUGGUCGGUCCGGUCUCCUAAAUGACCGGGUGGGUAGGCCGAUGUAUCGGUUAAGAGUUGGUUGAGAACCAUGUUUUGUAGCUGAUCUUUCUGGAAGUGCCGCUGGAAGGGUGGUUGUUUUGAUCCCGUAGGUCGCAGACGGUUAUGUUUAAUGCCUGGUGAGCGCAGCGGGUUGUGGUAUUGUACUUUUAUCGUACUUUUUUGGCAGCAUCGUCGGCAUAGGUCGCUGUUUCUCUGGUGGUUCGUUGUGAUGAUGCGGGGCCGCCUCGUCCGUCCUGGCCCCGAUAGGUAUCCUGGGCGGUGGGAUGGCAGUCCGCCACGACCACCCUCCCCAUGUUGACGGGACGGUGCUGUGAGGUGGGCCAGGUCAUUUUGAGCAGCUGCCGCCAGCCGCAAUACGCAUGCUCAUCCGUAUCACAACCCAAUCGAUAUCGUAUCUCGUGCCAUCGCGCAGAGUCUUGUUUUAGAUGCGGCAAUCAACAGAGUUGUGCCGUUCCUGCUAAGUUUCUUAGACCUAUUUAUCGUGCUCAUAUCUUCCAAUCGUGAGGUCGUUGGCCAAUAAACCAUUCCUAUUCGAAUAUCCGACUGAGUUGAGAGGUGGUUAUGGAUCGUUUAACGUUACCGAUGUCUCCGCGUCAGGUUCCAGCUCAUCCAAUGCUUAAUCUACAAGGUAUCUAUGAUAGAUUAAUGCGUGUCGUAUGUCUGUCUUUUGUGUAGAGUUACUGUCACAUAUCGCAUGCCUCGAAUUGAUAAAAAAUAGUCUGCAUUGUAGUGUUACCAAACGCUUCUUCGUACGUAGCUUUGCAUUGGUCAUACCAAAAUGUUUCCGUACUUAGCUUUGCUUUUAUCAUGUAGCAUUUCCGUCUCGUUUCCAGCAGCCCGCAUUGUAGCCAGUUUGCAUUUUGUGUUCCGCAGUUGUUCGCUUUUUCGCUGUUGUCCCGCUGUCCGUCGUUAUGUUCUGUUGCCAUCUGUAUUUGUUAGCGGUGACUGCUGUCGAUUCCGUUUGUCUCGUUCUACCCCGUAGGCGGUAUUUCGCCCGUUAGAAUCAUCUUAUCCGGUUACGUUACGUUAACUUUGCUUCUCGCCUAUAUGUGCUCCAUGUCUCAAAGUCUGGUGCCCAGGAUUCAUGGGAAGUUAGGCAAUGAGACGUGAUAAACGAUUGGAUGCGACUUUGACUAGUGGUCCUCUGCAGUUGGCUCUUGAUUUCAAAAUGUAUAACCUGCUAGGAAGCCUUCUGUAUGCCGCCGCCAUCCCACGCUGCCUCACCAGUCACAAGGCCCCGGUCUGCCCUCGAGACAUCUCCUCAGAUGAGACCAGUCUCCGUCCAUCCCGCCUAUUAGUUCGUCUGUCCGUCUGUCGUCAGUUUGACUGUCCAUUUCCGUCCGUCUGUCCGUUUGUCCGGCGCUCGUCUGUCCGUCUGUCGUUCUGUCCGUCUCUUCGCUCGUUCGUCUGUCCGUCAACACAUCGUCUACUUUUCUGUCCGUCCGUCUAUCUGUCUAUCUGUUCGUUCGUCUGGCCUGUUCAUGAGUUCAGUAUAGCGUCCCGUUGUCCCGUGUCGUCGCCGCCCGCCGCGAGGUGGCGCUGCCGUCUCCCGUCUGCUCUUCGCCUCGGCGCUGCCUGUCGCCGCCGGUCCGUCACCCUGGUAUCUCGUCUCUCGUUCCAGGUGGUUAGUCUGUCCCGAUCGUACGAGGACGCCAUGGAGACACUGCCUUUCCACUUCUGAGCGGGCCAGCCGGCGUCUGAUGCAGCUCAACAGCGCGGCACCCUGACCUGCUGCAACGUCGCACCACGACGGUUGGUCUGAGCUGUGACUGUUCGAUUCAGCUGGGGCCUCGGUCGACUCUUUUGGGCCUUGAUGGCCUAAUUGACCUCAGUCGCCCCGGUUGAACUCUGGUGACCUCAGCUGUGACCUCGGCUGACUACUAUUCGUCGACCGGUACAAAACAAAGGACCGAGUGUGGCAGGGCGGCGGACUGCUGUAUUUACAGCGCACAGGACGGUACUUGCCGCACGUGUUGCGCACAGGGCCACCACACACAGGCCAGGCCGGCACAGUGGUUCGCGACAUGAGUUUGCUCCCGGUCGGUGUAGAGACAGCGAGGAGGGCCAGUCGUGUGUUAUGUUGGCAGUGAGGGGCUGUGGGAUGGAUGAAGAGGUCAGUGGCUGUGUGUGGGUCGGUCGCAGUGGCGCCGACCCGUGCCAGUAGAGUGAAGCCACGUAUCAGUAAAAAGGCAGAGUUCAGGGUCCGAGUGGCCAGUGGGCUACCAUGACAAUCGUGUCAGUUUGAGGAUGUGAUGGACGCGGCCUAAGUUGAUUGCGGAAAUGACAGUGAUCGGCUUAUUUAAGCUCUGUCUUGUGGUUUAGGAGGCUGAUGCAUUGACCAGGGUCGCAGUGUCCGCUGUAUAAGCAUUCAGUUUCCAUAACUGACACAUCUUUACCCGAUAUUUCCCAUCUUCACUAUCCAGCGAUGCCGAGAUAUUAUGUGCUUAUAGCAGACGUGCGUGAUAUAGUAUAAUCGAUUGUGUUCAAUAUCUGACAACGGUCUAUUUGGCACUAUUGUGCGAUGUAUUUGACUACUGUGAGUGCUCUGUGGGUCUUGUAUAUUCUGUCCUUUACACUGGAGAUCGGGCUGUCCUUAUCAUGCUUCUGCUCGGGCUCUUGACCCACUAUUUCAAAGACUUCGCGACUAGCGUUUUUUAAUCUAGCCUCAUUCUGUUUUCUUACAUAUCGUUUUUCGCCUUUCAUUUAGACCAUGGGUAGAAGAAUGUUAUCACAUUCUAUAGCUAGACACUGGUUAGGUGGGUUUGACAAUGAAUUGCUGUGUAUCUGUGCUGCGCGCGACAACGAGCCCCCCCCCCCCCCGCCGGGCAGACAGUGUGAUAUGCCCCGGGCUCGGAAAAAGCAGCGAGGUUGUGUGAUGCAUUCAGCCCACGGUGCUCGCGACCCGAUCUGGCUGGGCAGCAUGCUCUAUGCAAUCGCCCAGUGGAACGCUGUUUGACCAGAUGCCGUUGUAGCCAGUGCCUGUGAAACCCCGCUGUCUAAAGACACAAGCCUGCUGUGCAUUUGAGCGUACCGUGUGCCCGCGUCCUGGUAGCACUGUUCUGGUAGGAUCCGCGGCUGAGGUAGGGAUCACCCGGCCCGGCCCGGACCCUCAGAGGCGACGGUCUGAGCGGCUAUAGUAGCAGAGCCUGAACGAUCGCGCGAUACUGUCAUAACUUAUAGCGAGACGCGAAAAUACAUCAUUAUUUGUCGUA
Messenger RNA from Amphibalanus amphitrite, 6757 nucleotides. RefSeq names its product 6-phosphofructo-2-kinase/fructose-2,6-bisphosphatase-like. The coding region runs from base 1713 to 3257 and encodes 514 amino acids. NCBI's taxonomy places the organism in Eukaryota, Metazoa, Arthropoda, Thecostraca, Balanomorpha, Balanidae. Gene Ontology annotation, cellular component: cytosol. Gene Ontology annotation, molecular function: ATP binding; 6-phosphofructo-2-kinase activity; fructose-2,6-bisphosphate 2-phosphatase activity. Gene Ontology annotation, biological process: fructose metabolic process; fructose 2,6-bisphosphate metabolic process. The transcript has 12 exons. The record is from RefSeq and is a predicted model, not a curated record.